Messenger RNA from Prorocentrum cordatum, 369 nucleotides. The record is from the annotation of a GenBank genome assembly. Lineage: Eukaryota; Dinophyceae; Prorocentrales; Prorocentraceae.
GUCGCCCGCAAGAGUUGGGCAGAGAGAGAGAGAGCGGUCGAGGGGGGCCCAGAGUUCAAUCUGCGCAGGGCGAUUUGCAAAGCGGAUCGCUCGCUGCCGAGCACCCUUGAAGGGAUAUACGACAGCGCCGAAUCCGACAAGGCGCCCAGUGGCGAGGCGGAGGCCGCCGGCAAGGCGGCUGGCGCGGCCGCGCCCAGCCGCGAGAGCGCGGGCAAGGGCGGCUGGGAAGCCGCCCACAAGGGUAGCUCCUCAAGCGGCCACGGCGUCUGGAAGCGCCCCCAGAGGGGCAACUGGGGGUGGAACGACAACUGCCGGCAGCCGAACGUGCCCCCGCGGCCGGCGAAGAAGGCUCGCGGCUCGGGCCCGUAG